AUGGAAAACUUCUUGAUCGCAUUGAUUGUGUCCAUUUCGUCCAACGUAGACUCAAUCCUUGUUACUAGCUACCAACAACUUCGCCUUGUCCACUUCCCGUACUCCACAAUGACCGCGGAAGCGUCUCUUAACGCAGGGCAACCCAAGCCCAAGGACCUGGAAAUUGCGGAGAAGCACCUUCCCGCCCCGGCAGUGCUGACGAAGGUCUCAAGGGUUUCUCGUUUGCCGGUGCCCUUGCCGUCGCCUUGCAGAUGCCAGCUGCCAAUGUCGCGGGCACACCGAGCGCCUUACCUCAACUGCAUUUGUCUUGUGUGUUGUGUCAAUAACAUUAUUGGACCUCAAGCCUUCCUUGCGUUGGAAGCGCAUUUUUACGGAAUCGGUUGUGAAGUCAUUGUGGGCUGUACCUUCGGCUAAGUCGUUUUGGCAAUUACCCUCAGAGUUAUUCUGAAGCGGAGAAACAAGAAAAGCGACGUGGGGGCUGAGGCUGCUAGUCAAUUACAACGACGUAAAUGAAGAUGACGAAGUUUUGAUGGACUUGACGGACUUUGUGAACAGGAAGUUCGGGUAUUCCUACUAGGCGCAAAUUUGGCUGAUAAUAGUCUGAUGGUGUUACGAGAGAACCUUUUGUCUUCAGUGUUGUUUCUAAUGAGCUUGGAUUGGGGUCAUGUGACAUGCAUCGUCGGAGGAAUGCAAGAGAUAGUCUCUUCAGGGCUAAGUGCGUGAUGUAUGAUGC
Messenger RNA from Colletotrichum navitas, 733 nucleotides. RefSeq lists its product as uncharacterized. Bases 1 to 414 code for a protein of 137 amino acids. The transcript has 2 exons. The record is from RefSeq and is a predicted model, not a curated record. Lineage: Eukaryota; Fungi; Ascomycota; Sordariomycetes; Glomerellales; Glomerellaceae.